AUGGAUGGAAUUGCUACGGAUUCUGUCUUGAAGGAACUGAAGCAACUAAUAAACAGUGAGGACAAUUUGAUUGCAAAUGAGAGCCAUCAAAUCCAAUCUCUUUACUAUGAUCUAAGAUUCCUAGGAGCCAUUCUCAAGGAUAUGAGGGAGAAGCAGUUGCAUGAGCAGAAUGAUGAAACGGAAAACCUGGCAAUGCAAACUAGCUGUGUGACCUACGAGACGGGAGAAAUCAUCAGCUCUUUUGCAGCCAACGUUGUUAGGCAAAGGUAUAAUAACAAGGGUAAGAAAAUUGGCUUUGUCUUUGAUUUUCGCUUGAACCUCAGUAAUAUCAUGGAACAGAUUAAGCCCAUUGAGGUAAAAGUGAUGCAGUUUUAUGACAAGGUAUAUCAGAUUGAAGUCCUACAAGAUGGAAAGUCCUCUGAUGGAGUGCCAUCAAUGGAGAACAAAACCAUGGUAGAAGAAGAAAUUACGGUGGGCUUUGACGACGAGGCAUUGACUGUAAAAGAGCAACUUGCUGGAGAAAAGAAGCAGCUACACAUUAUGUCAAUUGUUGGGAAGCCUAGACUCUUACCCAAAAAUAGAGAAAUGUUGUUGGACAUUUUGCAUUCUGUUAAUCUCCUUACCAAUGAGGUUACAAACAUGAGCAAUGAAAUGUUAGGCGAAAACUUGUACAAACACUUUAAAGGGAAGAGAUAUGUCAUUGUCAUUGAUGAUAUAUGGGAUAUUGGUGCCCAGGUUGAUCUUAAAAUGUAUUUACCAAAUGACAACAAUGGAAGUAGAAAAAGCUUGGAGGAAGUAGUGGAAGGUUACUUAAUUGAUCUAGUUCACAGAAGUCUAGUAAUUGUUGCUCGAAAAAAGUUUGAUGGUCGAAUUAAAGCAUGUCGUAUGCAUGAUCUUUUGCAUGAUUUAUGCUUGAAAAAAGCCAGGGAAAUAAAUUUCCUACAUUGGAUUCACAAUUCUGAAGAUGCUUAUCCUCCUUCAAGUGAUUAUAGAGCAAACAACCAAUGUUUUAUGUGCAUCCAUUCUGACUUCUUAGAACAAUUUGAUCAUGUUGCCUGUGAGUCUUAUUCCCCAGCAGUUGUUCAAUCAGUCUUGUGCUUCAACAAUGAUUAA
This is a messenger RNA of Camellia sinensis, 1113 nucleotides long. NCBI's taxonomy places the organism in Eukaryota, Viridiplantae, Streptophyta, Magnoliopsida, Ericales, Theaceae. The record is from RefSeq and is a predicted model, not a curated record.